Messenger RNA from Fomitiporia mediterranea MF3/22, 1177 nucleotides. Its product is annotated as adenylate kinase 1. Gene Ontology annotation, cellular component: mitochondrion; cytoplasm. Gene Ontology annotation, molecular function: AMP kinase activity; ATP binding. The record is from RefSeq and is a predicted model, not a curated record. Gene Ontology annotation, biological process: ADP biosynthetic process. The transcript is spliced from 4 exons. Bases 138 to 923 code for a protein of 261 amino acids. NCBI's taxonomy places the organism in Eukaryota, Fungi, Basidiomycota, Agaricomycetes, Hymenochaetales, Hymenochaetaceae.
CGCGACGGACGUUGAGCCUCCGCUUUCUCCGUCCAUCCGCUCCUCCCGCUAUUUAUCCUUUUUUUCAUCACGGCACUCCUGCUUUACCCUAGAUUCUUCUCUUUUUCUUUCCUCCACAACAGGUAUAGAGGCUAGAAAUGGGUGCACAAUCGCCGUCUGAGGAGCUCAAGUACCUCAAGUCCCUCGUAGACCAGCUCAAUGAAAAGAUAAAGCAACUUGAGCAGAAAGCCGUAAAGGUGGUUUCCCCCACUCCGGCGGAACAAUUAAGGAUGAUUCUGAUUGGUCCGCCUGGUGCUGGCAAGGGAACUCAAGCACCUAGGAUUCGGGAUGAAUUCUGCGUAUGCCACCUUGCUACUGGUGACAUGUUACGAGACCAAGUACAGAAGAAGACCCCACUCGGUGUGGAAGCAAAGAAGAUCAUGGACGCAGGUGGACUCGUGAGCGACGAUAUUAUGGUCGGCAUGAUCAAAGACCAGCUGGAGAAUAACAAGGCAUGCAAGAAUGGUUUCGUUCUAGACGGCUUCCCGCGUACUGUUGGUCAAGCAGAGAAGCUCGACGGCAUGCUCACCGCGCGGAAAGAACACCUCGAUCAUGUCGUUGAAUUCCAGAUUGAUGAUUCGUUGCUUAUUUCGCGGAUUACUGGUCGGCUAAUCCAUCCUGCCAGCGGACGCACGUACCAUAAGGAGUUUGCGCCUCCAAAGAAAGCAAUGACAGACGAUGUGACUGGCGAGCCCCUCAUCCAACGGUCGGACGAUAAUAUUGAGACAUUGCGCAAGCGAUUGACCGCGUACCAUCAGCAGACCGCCCCUGUUGUGGACUACUACAAGGCGAAGAGCAUUUGGAAGCCGAUCGAUGCUGCGCAAGCUCCACCUGUUGUGUGGGAGAACUUGGUUGGGGUAUUCAAGAGUGCGAAGAGGAAGUAAGGGUAAGAAGGGUGAGAGGGUGAAGGGAGAGUGGAUAGAAGUGGAGGAAGAGGAAGUAGAAGGAGGAAUGUGCUCGUGGAUGUAAAAAUUGCGCUUGAUGACAGUAUUUUGGACGCUACUUCUUCACCAUAUCAGCUGCUCGUCUCUCUAAUUAUUUGCAUUCGUUGUUCAUUCAAUGCAUAUUGGUCGUUGCAUCUGCAUCCUAUCUUACCGUCUUCAUGCCGGCCAUGGUCCAACUCAAGCAUAACCGCAGG